Diatraea saccharalis (sugarcane borer) is the source of this 2682-nucleotide messenger RNA. The record is from the annotation of a GenBank genome assembly. Lineage: Eukaryota; Metazoa; Arthropoda; Insecta; Lepidoptera; Crambidae.
AUACAAACAAGUUCUCCUUUACAUAUUAAAACAUAUUUUUAAUAUCCAUAAUUGGUAAAAUCUAAUCCACUAAAGUUGAAAACGUCAAAUCGAACUUUUGUAACAGGGAUUGAAUCAAUAAAAAUAUAGUAAUACUUAUUCGGUAAACAUUUGUAAAUUUUUUUAUUAUUAAAAUACAAUAUUUUUAAUAUAAUAAAAUUGUAAAUAACAUUUAUGUAUUAUUGAAUAUUUUAGUAAUUGCUUAUUAUAUUUUAAUAUGUAGUUUAUAAUAAAUAGCAACACUUAAAAACACAAAUGGCAUCUAGUUUGCUUACGAGAUCUGAAUUUUUUUAUACUUCCUCAUAAAAGAUGUAAUAUACAUAACGAUCUUUUUCUUACAUCGUCAACGCUAUGUCGAUAAUACUAGAGAUAAUCAAUUUCAAGAAAUGCAACCGAUAUCGAUUGAAUCUAUUUAUGAAUUCAAAAAAGCAAUCGGCACUAAAUGAUUGUUUCUUACACACGUAUCUAUAGUCGAGUAGGAAUAGGGAUGAUGACUGGGUAAAAAAAAAUGCAAUUCUAUUUAGUCCGUCAGUCAGAUAAUAGAAAAAUAUUAGAUGCGUAUUAUUUUUUUACUUCAAUUUAACUAGAAAUAGCUUAGAUAACAGGCAUUAAAGUUGAGGAGUGGGGGCUCGCUACGUCACAGUUGAGUAGAAAACGUUACAUAACGUGACGUCAUGCGAAAUUUCAACUCAAUGUAACGCCGUAAUUUUAUGAUUACGAAAAAAAUUAAAAAAUACGUGUUUAAUAUUUUUUAACACUCUACCUGACGGACAAACAAACAAAAAUUAGUCAUCAUCCCUAUUGAACAACUUCAAGUAGUACCUAAUUAUAAUUACAAUUUACAAUAUAACAAGUCUAUUAUAAUUAUAAGUAAAUUAACGGUUCAAUAAAAAGACAAGUAUAAGGUAAAAUUUAAUAGAAAUACAUAUUUAAAGAUACCUUACAUUAAAUUCCACAACAAGCAAUUUAAUUUAUUGUUGUUUUUUUUUAUUGAUCCUUGUAUUUACGAACAAAUUUUCAAUUUCUUUUUGCUUCACGUAAAUAAUAUUUAGUUAAUUUUCACCAUAUUACAAGGCUUUGAUUGGCUGAAAGAGAUUUCUUGUAGAGAUAAGCCCACCUUAUCAAUAUUUGUAUGGAAUAAAAAGAUAUAUACAUGUGUAUUUAAAUAGAGCAUUCGAGCGGCUGGGGAGGGCACGCGUCACGUCACAAGAGAGGAGACUCGAUGAAUAAUUGAGGAAUGUGCGCGCAUGCGCGUUACCACUACACCACGGACCUCGCUGCGGUGCAUUCAUUGCAAUAAAACCACCACAGUAAAUCCUAAAUCAUAGUAACUCCUAGGUAGUGUACAUCAGUAUUUUAGUGCGGUGACAUGCGUGGACGAUAGAUAUCAGUGAGUGUGGUAGGAUGCAAACGGGGCCGGACAGCGCUGCCGUUUCGGAGGCGCCCAGCAGCGACAGCGACGAGUCCGACUGUGAACCGGUGCCGGAGCCCGAUUUGGACGCUGCCCUCACCGAGGAGUGGGCCCGGGAGUUGCUCGCAGGCGCGGGCGUGGUCGCCGCCAAUGAGGUCCGAGUGGAGUCGCGGGCAGGUGUCGCGGGCGCGCUGAGCCGCGUCCUCGCCGUCACACUCCGGUACGAGGCGGGCGGGGAGCGGCUCGCCCUGCCCCUGGUCGUCAAACUGCCGCCCAGGGAUCCAUUCGGAAGACUUUUCGUGGCAGAGGCUCAGUUCGAUACGCGCGAGAUACUCUUCUACACGGAACUAGCCCCGGUGCUGAAUAAGCUCGCCGAUGAGGCUCUGGGCCCCGGCUCCGGGCUACCGAUCCCUAAAUGCAUCAAAGCCAGAUUACCAGAUGAAAUCGGCGGUGACAGUGAACUAGUUUUAGAGGACGUAACGGCCGUCGGGUUCGAACCCGCCGACUUCGCGGGAGGCCUGACCGAGGAGCGCGCGAGAUCCGCGCUGUACGCGGCGGCCAGGCUGCACGCGCUCUCGCUCGCGCUCAGGGAGCGGGAAGGGCCGCUCGAUCGGAGAUUCGACUUCCUGUUUCCCUGCGAGAGAGCCGCGGCGGGAUAUCUGCGGCUCGUGCGGCGCGGCCUUCCCCAACUGGAGGCGUUCCUGAGGGGACGGGCCGACUGCGUCGAGGAGGCGGCCGCCGUGUCCGCCCUCGGGGCCCGGGCGCCCGCCCUGCUCGGGACGCUCCUGAGGCCGGCGGAGCCGGCGCCGCUCGCGCACGCCGACUUCUGGAGCGGGAACCUCCUGUUUCGGGAGAAGGAAGGCACGAGCGAGUGCAUAGCCCUCGAUUGGCAGAUGGUGUCGCUGGGCAGACCGAUGGACGACGUCGCCCUGCUGCUUCUGUCGUCGCUGACACCGGAGACGAGGAGGGCGGUCGGCGACUCGCUGAUCGAGCAGUACGGGGCCCGCCUGCAGGCGGAGUGCGGGCGGCUGGGGUGCGCGGGCGCGGGCGCGGCGGCGGCGCGCGCGCUGCGGGCGGACUGGGCGCGCGCGGCGCUACGGGCGCUGCUGCUGUGCGCGGGCAGCGUGGACGUGGCGCUGCAGGAGCCGCGCGCCGAGCGCCGCCUGCUGGAGGCCGUCCGGGACCUGCACGCGCAGGGCGUGUUCGCGCUCAAGCCCGACGCGGACUCCUGA